AGGUCGUGCAUCGCUAGCAGUUGAAAUCGUUCUCGACACACAGACACCUCAUUGACAUUGAGCAGGAGAAUUCAGAAAUAAAGUCAUGACCACCUCGUUCUCAGUCUGCAUUCUGUAGUUCUGGUUUCUUGAUUUAGACUUUGGAAAUUGUUGUAAGUAGUUCUAGUUCUCCUCGACCGAGGUGUAGGAGUAUUAGUAGUUCUUUUGAUCUUGAGCUUGCUCCCAGUUGCAUCCGUAUCCUCGGUGCCAAUAAAAAUGAUGGGUGAUCCUCUCGAUCCUGGUGCACUUGAGCAUCAGAUGCUCGACUUGCAUCCAACAAGGCAGUUUCUCCAGGAGUUUCGCGAAAGCUUGCGGUCACGCUUCGCGACGCCGGAGCACCUGCGACGCGAACAUGUCAACUACGUCCCUCUGGCGAAAAGGCUGCUGGAGACCUAUCCGUACGUGGGGCCCUACGUUUGCGGUGGAGACUACAUCUACCCGAAACUGGCUGAGGGAUUACAGAGAGACCAUCGGUCUUUUACCACGUCCAGCGUCGCGGAGUAUGAGAACUCGGUCUGGCAAAUUACUCGGGUCCUUUUGUUCCUUGACGUAUUUUCCGGGUUUGGCCACGGGCUCGGGACUUUUCUGCUAGGAUCCAUAAAGAUUCGCAGGCUCUACAAGUUCCUCACGACCGGGGAAAGUUUCCUUGAGGAGGGACCCGCCAGUGAUGCCCUAGCUUCUCUUCUUCAGACGAUAUUCCCGCACGGCUGCCCGGAAGCCAAUGGCUUCGCUCCGUUUCGCUACUGGCACGAGGACGAACCUACGUCAGUCUGCAUUGCGUCGACCGAGCAAACGCACACUCUGCACCACCACAGGCGUUGCCUUUCUCCAGGUACUUAGACCCACCACUCAGCUAGACACCUGCGACGCGUUUCCAAGUGUAGGCUGUCGCUGAAGAUCGAAAGCAUUAUUCUAGCAAGCAUGUCCUUGUUUACAUCUUCAAUACGCGUGGCAAGUUGCUAAUCCUCGACAUUUGCUGCAACGGCGCCACAAGCACAACUGACUCGUGCCCUUUAAAGUGAUACUUACAACAUACGAGGUCCUGCUCUCUCGAGCAUUUUAAGUAAGUAAAAUCAAGUGGGGAGACGAGAAGCAGGGACUCUUUUGCUUUUGGACUUGAUGGAAGGCGAAUGCUACCGAACCAGAAAUAUGAAUAGUCAGUUCUUGUAGUAGAUCCCACAACUUCAUCAAUACUCAGGGCACGUUCUUCUGGGGCUCCUAGGAUGUGAACGGUUUGAGCAAAGGAUUGUGCAGUACUUGGCCAACUACAGCGACAUAGUAGACCCGGACAUUGACAUGGACUUCUUUUUUCCCGAAAUUGAUUCCGAAUCCGAUGUGCCGAAAAUAUAUCCGCGCCUAGUUAACAUCGCCGCGCUCGCGCUCGAGCGAAGUGCUAUUGCUGCUGGAGUUGCAAGCGGAGAAUUUCAGUCAGAGGACUUCGGAUUGGUAGCAGCAGCCGAUCGGGCGCAAGCGCAAUCGUGGUUGCAAACAGGCAUCCUCUCCGCGGCAGAUAUAGAGAAGGCAAAGGAGCAAACCAAAUUCCUCAAGAUGAAGAAGGAUCUUGCAGUGAAUGGAGCAAGCGGGGCGUCGCAGCUGAAGGUUACCACUUAUGUCCGCGGAAAAACAGUCACAUCCCUGCGAGAUCUCACCGCUGAAGAGCAAGCUCUUGCUGCAAGAUUUUCCGACACGAAGAAAGCAACGCAGAACAAGAUGAAGGACUUCUUCCUGCCGGACCCUGCUAGGAAGCUCAUAUUCCGCUUCCUGGUUGAAGAUCCACGUGGGAUCGCUGAAGAAAUGCACGAGCGGUUCGGGCCCUACAACUAUCACACCGAAUACGAGAAUAUCCACAUCCCGCCAUGCACACUCGAGCCCGAUCACCGCGACUGGCUCACGUGCUCCGGUACCGAGUGGGUCAUCAAACAGAACUGUCACCCCUAUUUCGAGGACGAAGACGUGAUGUUACGCAAGACCGAUCCCCAGACCGGCCAGCCGCGGUUUACCAACGCGCGCCUUGGUCCAAACCUCUCGCUGUCUGACCACAGUCGCAAAGACGCCCGCAUAUUGCGCAGGGAAGAUGGCUACAUGCGAUAUGCUACAGGUAAUUCCUGGAAGUCGAUGCAGGAGAGCAACUACCUCCGGAAACUGUGCGGAAAGAAGUUCGACGUCGAAAGGGACGUGACAAUUGCGCGCUCAGCUCUUAUGUCGUAUUCGGAAAUCGUUUCUUAUGCGGGGCCGCUGUAUCAUUCUGGGAACAAGCCAGCCAGCUCCUGCAACCUGAUACUGCCCGACACGAUGAGGAUUGUGAUGCCCAUUGCGAAGAUGAUCGACACAAAGAAGGCGGCCCCGAAUUACCUGCAGCAAUUACUGGAUCCGGACUUUUACAAGCAGUCUAGUAGUACAGGAAAACGUCAGCAGGGGCAACAGGAGGACUCGUUCUUGCCAACGUACACGGGCGGCAAGCGGCCCGUCAAGGAGGAGUACUCCUACCCACAAAGACGAAACUGCAACGACUACAGGCGGUUCGUGAUGCAUGACCCGUCCGACUAUGCGGCCGCGAUCGAGUUUGAUUCGUACGAAUGCGCAGGGAACGACAUCACGUCGGCCGGAUACUCCUUGUGCCACUCGGACAGUGCCAUGUUGAUCGGACGGACGCCGAGUAGUAAACUGUUUCCACCAGUUUGGCCCACAACGCCCACCCUGUUUCUCGUCAUGCUCACCGAUCUCGCACUGGUAAGCGGACCUGCGUCUAAGGAGAUCAUGCUGCUCGCAAGCGGCGACGCAGCGUCAUCUAGCAAAGAAUCACGUGACCUUCUCGACGCAAAAAUCAGCAGCAUCGAGAUCAACCAAGACUUGUACAGCAAACAACAGGAAAAGGAGAGAGCAAGUACCUCGAAGAAGCGAAAACUCUCGAAAUUUGACAGCAGUGAUGAAGAUGAGGAGGAUCAUAUCAACGAACUCGAAGAAGAAGACGAUAGCGAAGUCGAACAGGAAGUGUUCGCCAGGGAUCCGGGCAGCAUCCUGUUUUGCCAGGACUCGUGCGCGCUCGCGAUCCUGGAGGUCCGAGCAAUGCUGCCGUUCGAGCGCCCCGUCGUGCACAUGCCAACAAACUUGCACCCGACGGCGAGAAAGCGUGUGAUGCAGGCGUUCCAAUCCUGCACGAUGUACAAGAAAUGGCGAGCGCGUUGGGGAUAUCCCGACGUGUUACCGGUGGACGCAGCGGAUGUGUACAAGAACGACCCAUCCGAAGAUGACAACGAGGAUGACGACAUGAGUGACGAAAGCGAACUGAAUGAUCACUCGUCCGAAGACAAUGACGACUGCGCUAGCGAGAACGACGAAGGCGGGGACAACUCGGAUGUGCAGGGCGUAGAGGACAAGGAAACCGGUGCAACCGGUAGCACCGGCUGCAUCACAGGAGAGGAGGGCCCGGAAAACGAUGAAUCCGCGCCACGUACUACAAAUGGAACUUCUUACCAGCCUGUCUCGAUGGAGCGCCUGCAAGCCCGAGUCGCACAGUUGGAGAAACUUUUGACGGAUAAUGGAAUUGCGAUUCCACCAGAACUACCAAAAUGAGCGUGACGGAGCUAGGAAUCUAAAUGUAGAUGAAUUUAGGAACCAAUGAAUACGAAGACGAACAGAAUCUUCAGUGAUGUGAAUGUAAUAAAUCCACUUUGUUUGUUUUGCCUCCGAUGUUUGUUGCUCGCAGAACUCUGUGUCUAUGCUGAAACCAGAGUGGAAUACUAGUACUUUGCCUUUAAUACCAGUAGUGCUUUUACAACUUUCUUUGCGAGCGCCUGUCCUCGUCUCUCGAUGGACGAGUGGUGCACUCUGAAUAGAAGGAAAAGACGACCCUGAUGAUGAGUAGCGUUCAAUUCGAAGAAACAAGAACGAACCGCACCUAUGCAAAUGAUAUCCGAAAAAGGUAGAAUGAUACGCACGACAAAUAAAGCGCUAGAUUAACCGCGAACAAAAUCACUUGGGUUUAUUCCUAUUUGUGUGUGCCGGUAGCACUAGUAGCUCGUCCAUUUCAUCUGCAUCGAGCUAAUCCCUUGCAGAUCAGACUGGUCGUCUUUGUAUGUUCUCUCGGUAGCACAGCUUGUCCUCCAUUUGUGGAUAUUCAUAUUUUGGUAAGCUAUUCUAUAUUCCUGCUGGUGUUUCGGUUUUAGGACGC
Messenger RNA from Amoebophrya sp. A120, 4210 nucleotides. NCBI's taxonomy places the organism in Eukaryota, Dinophyceae, Syndiniales, Amoebophryaceae. The record is from the annotation of a GenBank genome assembly.